CUCCUGCACCCCUCACUCGGCCCCGCCCCCUCCCCGCGCGAGUGCUUAAAACCCCUCCAUCCUGGCUGCAGGUCACACCUGCACCAUGCCUGCCUGUCGCCUCUGCCUGCUGGCCGCUGGCCUCCUACUAGGGCUGCUACUGUUCACCCCCCUCUCAGCCACAGGCACCGAUGAAGCAGAGAAACCCGGCGUGUGCCCCCAGCUCGAACCAAUUACGGACUGUGUGUUGGAGUGCACUUUGGACAAGGACUGUGCGGACAACCGCAAGUGCUGCCAGGCGGGCUGCAGCUCUGUCUGCUCCAAGCCUAAUGGACCGAGCGAAGGAGAGCUCUCGGGGACAGAUACUAAACUCUCAGAGACUGACACUACUACUCAAUCAGCAGGCCUUGACCACACUACUUCACCAUUGGGAGGUCAAGUCUCCACGAAGCCACCGGCUGUGACCAGGGAAAGCUUAGGUGUCCAAGAAAAGCAGGGGAGCUGCCCCAGUGUGGACUUACCCAAGCUCGGCCUCUGUGAGGACCAGUGCCAGGUGGACAGCCAGUGUUCUGGCAACAUGAAAUGCUGCCGCAAUGGAUGUGGGAAGAUGGCCUGCACCACACCCAAAUUCUGAGCUUCAGCCACCAGCAGCCUGAGGAAUGGAGAGAGGUUGUUUCUGCCGGACUGUGCAUCUGGAGUCGUCCUGUGGCCUCUUUUCUCUCUGGUCUUUGCAUUUCUUCCUGGCCCGACAAAAGCAUCUCCUUUUUCUAACCAAUAAAGUGAUCACUUUCAGCAAUGGAGAAGCUAUAA
Messenger RNA from Mus caroli (Ryukyu mouse), 789 nucleotides. RefSeq names its product WAP four-disulfide core domain 2 (gene Wfdc2). Gene Ontology annotation, molecular function: serine-type endopeptidase inhibitor activity. Gene Ontology annotation, biological process: antibacterial humoral response; innate immune response. The record is from RefSeq and is a predicted model, not a curated record. Gene Ontology annotation, cellular component: extracellular region. Lineage: Eukaryota; Metazoa; Chordata; Mammalia; Rodentia; Muridae.